UCCCUGAGCGCACUGACAUAAACAAGUCUAUGGCAAGACACUGAAGUAUGGCUCAGCUGUUCUGGGUCUUAACAGACUGAUUUCCUCAGAGGGGUAUGAUCCCAUCUCUGCCUGGACAUCUCUACAGUGGGAUUAAUUGGAACAGCAAUCAAUAUUUGUCUUUCAGUGUGUGUUUGUUUAAUUUUGUUGCACUUUAUUAGUGGUGGGUUUUUUUCCACCUCUGGAGAACAUAGAUCUAGGCCACCACACUGAACACACCGUGCGUGUGUGUGUAGUUGUGGUUUUAUUUUGGGAGUUUACCACAGUUGUCUGAUUUUCUACUUUGGGAAUUAUCAUACUGUGGCCAUGUAACAAAUUUCCGUCCUUUUAUCAUAUGUGUGUUAAAUUCACAAGCUGGUUGAAUGAAAUCAUAUGUCGCUGUCGAUGACUCACAUAAUCGUGGCAGGUCACUCACUCCGUCAGGAAGACGACACAAAAACCAAUUUUUCCAAGUUUUCCAACUGACCUAUUUGUGUAUCGUUGCUUGCUGAGCACAGCAGCUCAAAGAAAAAUCUAAUGAAAAUUUGGACGGAAAUGAAGAAAAUGAGAUUACCACACUGUCAUUGAUUGGUGAAGCUAGCUGUCAUUGCCAGAAUUACGUUCCUCAGAUCCCAAAUUUCUUUGCUCUCGCACUCUCUGUCAGUAAUUAUUCAGAAUGGAAAUGAAAAUAUUUGAAAACUAUGCACGAGGUGCGAUGAAGCAAUAGUUGUGUGAUGGCCAUGGAAUUGAUUUCAUGUCUGUGUCUCCAUACUCAGGAUCUAACAAACUAAGAACAGGGAAAAAAUAAAUUAGUCAAUGAAACUAUUAAAUUUUUAUAAACUGGAAAUAAUGAGAAAUAUAAUCACAUUCUUCAUGCGUUUGGCAACUCAAUUCAUACACUGUUUUUAAAUAAAUGUCACCAAGAAAAAAAUUCUCACUCUUUCCCCCCUCCCCAGAUGAAGAUAAAUUUUGUAAAGUAAUGCAUAAUACUAAUUAAUGCAUGAUAUUUUUCGUUUAAGAUUGUGCUACAUUGUGAUAAACAGUUAUACUAAUAGCAGAGGUGUAAUUAUAUGGCACCUUGAGCUCGUCUAAAACUUAUAAGUCCCAGGUUGCAGUUUUCAAGAUGUGUUUAGUUUGUUACUCCAUCCUGUAAGAAGAACUCUCAUCAAUGGAGCAUCAACUCAGGGAGUUGAAGUUACUUAACUUUCUAAUAUUUUAUCAAGGUCUUUAUUAAACUAGCACAUUGUGAUGUAUUGUUUUUUUUUUUGUCAACACUCUUUGAUAAUGACAUAAUUUCUUUUAGAAUUGAGAUCAAAGGACAUGUUUGUUUUGAGAUUUUUUCUUCUUCUUUUUUAAGAGACGGAAGCAUUUUAGUUUUAGUUUGUUGGACAAUAAAUGCUAUUGUGAUUUGGUCAUCUAUUGUAAUAAUUAAUAUUAGAAUGUUAUCUCUGAUUAGUACUGCUAUGUACAGUAUAUAAGCUUGUAAAAAAAAAAGUGUUGAAUUCAUGAAGUUUUACAGGCACGUAUGGUCUCAGGGCUGUUUCAGUCAAUUUGAAUAUAACCCUGUCAGUUUGAAAGACAAUUAUUGAAUAAAUUGUCGAAUUGAUCAAAUUAAUGAUUAUAAUUAGCUUAGAUAUUGAAAUCUUAAUUUCAACAUGUAACUAAAAUUAGAGGCCUUACUUUCAUUAAAUAUGCACAUCAUAUCAUUCUGAAAGGAAAAACAAUUAGUCAUUAGAUGGUAAUUAAUAGGUAGCAGAGAUAUUUCCUGUAGUUAAUCAUGCAAAUUUUGUUUUUUAUUCAUGGGAAGUCAGUUGUUACUUCAAUUGUAGGCAAGUGUUAAUUGCAUGCAGAGGUGUACAUUUUAAUAUAUCAGAAAUUUUUAAUUUGUGUGAUCGUUGAUUAGCUAAUUCUGCUGAUUUGCGACUUUGUUGUUUUUCAUUCAUUUUUCAUCUAUAAAGUAUCUGGUGGUUAUCAUGGUCAGAAGGAGGUAUGAUCUUGAUGAUGGACACAAUUUUUAUUAUUAGCCUUUAGAUGAUAUGAUGAGACUGGAAGGAAUUGCCCUGUGAUGUAAAGAGACAUUGUAUGUGGAAGUGGUGCCCUGAUGCAGUAUAUAGCAGGACAGGAUUAUACAAACCAUCAAUCAUGAUGAUGCCUUCAUUUGGAUGUUUCUUCCCAACAUCCACUGGAGGUUGUAGGCCUGUCCAUGUCACAGGAUGUGUAGAAUGUAAUAGUUACUCUCAACAUCAGGGACAAAUUCUUCUCACUUUUUCUCCCCCUCAUUUUAGACCAUUGUCUGAAAUCCCAAUGUACUCCAUGCAAGAUCCUGAUAAGAAGAGUCCUGUAAUUGCAAUUUAAAUAUUGCUUGUUGAGUGGAUGGGGUUCCAUCAAUUAUAGCACUCUUAAAUUUGUCAGUAUCAACAUUUCUAUUGAAUGAGACUUUGUAAUUUGGCAGUGUAAAUUGUUGUCUGUGGUUAAAAGUUCUUUUUUUUUCUUUCUGUGGCUCAGAUAAUGCCUUUUCAUUGAUAAACCAUUUUGCAUAAAAGGCAUGGUCUCCCUCAUUGGCUUUCUUUCUCAGGAAGUGGAUAGGAAAUAGUGUGUUCUGUGAAAUAGCUGGAGCAUUGUCAUGGUAAUAGUGACAUCCUGUGUACUGUAGUCAUUCACACAGAAGACUGCAGACUUAUAGAAUAACUGUGUAUAUGCUGUGUUAGUUUUACAUUUGUUGACUGGAGCUGGCCCAGAGACUUGUAGUGGUCAAAUAGUUUAUAAAUGUAGGUAUUUACCACCUCGGCAUCCCGCUAAACACAGUGAAUAUUAUCAGUGAUCUGAAGCGUAAUGUGUAAAGCCUCCGAAUAAGUGUAGGCAUUCUGCACAGUUUUUUCCUAUUGACAGUGAUUCCAUUGUUGAUUUUUACCUGAGUGACAGUGUCCCCAGGACAGGAAAGCAGACAGGGGAUUGUGUAACCCUGGGUCAUGUGACCAGUUUCACACCUGGCUGGCUGGACAAGGGCUCUCUGCAGCAAGUGUAACUUUGGUGGAUUGAUUGAUAAUAUUCUGUAAUCUCAGCAGCCCCAGAUAAACCCCUGUGUAUUGCUUGCCUGUGGUCCAGUGUUACAGGCUUGUUGAACUAGUACCUGGUCAGUUUCACAGUACAGGUGUAUUGAUGAUCCUUGGCCAGGUAAAGGUCAAUCAACUCCUGUGUUUGCAUUCAAUGGUUUAUGGCCAUUGACUUGAGCCUUGUCCAGGGUGACUGUGGAGUUACCACAUUCUAGUGUGUGUAACAGCUCUGCUGGUGGGGUGUAUGACCUGCCUUGUGUGUGUUAGAUUUACCAUUAAUUAACACUGGAUAUUAAGAAAGGUAAGUUAUGUUAGUAUGAACCAUUUGUUUAUCAGGAUUUAAGGUGAUAUUAUAAACAUCUGGUUGUAAACCCACGUUAAUAGUCCAAUGUGUCACAUGGUGUCUUCAUAAUUCUUAAGAAUGUGGAUCUAUAGUUGGAGUUCUUAAAAGGAAUAAACAAAUUUAAAGGAAAAUUGUGUGUUGGAAUAUGUUGCUUUAUAUUUGAAUACUUCCGAUUGUCGAAUGCAAGUUCUGAAAACCUGUACCAUCCUCUCUGUUUUGGAUCAAUUAUAGAAUAUUAGAUCCAUUUUUCUGGACUCUCUGUUUAAUUGCAUAUUGAUAAUUUUAAUAGCAAUUGUUCAUAUAUCCAUGCAAAGCAACAGUCUUUUAUUCUAGUCUGAGGUUGAAGUCAUUAUAAUGUUUAUUAAAAGAUCCAUUCAAAUGUUACUUUGUUGUUAAAAUCCCUCAGGGGCUCAAGUACAUGUAUUGGGCCUUUAUGAGAUUUCUGGAGAGCUUCUGUAAAUAUUUUAUACAUGAAGGAGUGUGGUCAUUUUACUCAGAUUAGAUAUUAUGUAGAUUCUGCUCAUUUCAAGGUCACACUUUCAAGAAAACUUGCGCCAAAGGGUUUUUUUCACUUGUCAGUGAUUCUUGUACAAGGGAAUUAGCAUUUCAAAUAAGUGCUAACAUCAUCCAAUUUGUAAAACCAUUACUUCUGUAGUUAGACUAAACAAUUUCUUUUAAUUUGGUAUAUAAUCUACAUAGAAAUGUGACUUUAAAGCUCACACACACACACACACACAUUGACUAUAUUCCUGCAAUGCACUGUCAAUAGAAUGUUUUAAAGAUUGAAAAUUAGAAACAUCUUUUCCAGUUACACUAAAUGCAUAAAAAAUUGUAUUAAUUUUCACACAAGAUUAGACAAACUCUCUCUCAAUUUUUUGAAAUUGAGUUUGAAGUAAAGAAAACAUUCGAGUCAUUGUUCUUUUAAAACGAUCACUGAGUAAAAAGCUUCCCUGUCAAUUACUAAUGGUUGAUAAUGACAAGAGUUUUCUGAGGAUUCUGUCAUGCAGAAAAAAAAGAGAGAAUUUUCCCCUUUUUUAAAAAUACUGACAAGAAGGUGUACUAUGUAUAUGUAAGAUUUAAUCAUGGCACAUGAUCAAUCAAAAGGAAAACUCCACACAAAAUAGGAAAAAAUCUGCAUUCAAUUUACAAGUUUAUGAGGUUUAAAUUUAUUACAAUUAACAUGAGAAAUGAGAUGAUUGCAUUUUUUGGAAAGAUUUGAUGUAAAACGCUAAAUGAAUAUUACAUUACAUUUACUGGGAAAGGGAAAAAAAUUGUGUGCUGAUUUGUUACUAAUGGUCCUGAGGGCCUUGGAUUGACAACGGUCGGAUUUUCUGGACUUGCAUGUGAGGAGGAUUUGGUUAUGAAUAGAUUAACUGGAUAUUGAAAUUGCUGGGUCACCUGCGAUUCCAGGUCAUAACAAUGGCUAUAAAUGAAGAAAGGAGACCAAAUGAAAAACCAACUCCUCCCGAGAUAUGCAGGCUUAUUUAGGGGAGCAUUGUCAUCACAUUCAAUGAAGAUUUAAUUCAUCUGUGUAGAAGGAGCAAGGUGUGCGUGCAUUCUCCAUCGGAGCAGGUGUCGUCAGAGGCAUCAGAGGCGCCUGAAGCAGGAAACUAGUGGGAUAAGAUCUCUCUGAUCAAGACGUAGAUUUCCCAUUCUAAGGAAGUGAAAAACGGUAGCGGAUCCUCUCGCAGAGAAAGUAGAUGCUUAUUGGAUUAUCUGUUGCUUCAAUUCUGUGGAUGUUAUUUAAUACGGCAGAUAGAAAUGUUGUUUAAUACAUGGACCAGGCUGUGAUGGGCGAGUGAGUGAAGUAGACCAUGAGUCUGAGAUAUUUGUAGUGGUAAGAAAUUUGUUUCAGAGACUGGGAAUAAAACGAGAUUAUUGAUCGCUUUUCAUGCACCUAUGAGUUGUGUAGAAUUCAGGCUAUGAAAGCUGGUAGCUGUAGACCAGACCACAAAAAACAUUCCUGACUGCCCUGUCCUUGCGUAACAUAUUAUCAUUGACAUUUCCGAAUUGGCCAUAGUGUGGUGCCAUCCAGCUGUCAUAACGAGUCUGUGUAUUGUCAGCCACUGCCAGUCUGUAUGUAUUGCCAGCUACAGCUCCUACCACUGCCAGUGCUGUACCACAGCAAGGCUGUAAUAUGUCAGCUAGCAACUGUGUAUUGAAGAAACAACACUAUAUUGAUUUUAAAGCCAUGUAAAAAAAAAAAAUUACCAGCCUUGUGAGGGACUGUAUUCUUAUAAAAUAUUGUUAUGCCUAUUGGAUUGUGAUAAUUGAACAGUAGAAAUGUGUGUCAUUUGACUUGCAAAUCAACAAGCCAUAUUCACACCUUGCAGUUGAUGAUGUUCACAAGAAGAUUGAAUUCAAAUCCCAUUUUGUUCACCUGGGACACGGUCAUGAAUGUUGUAGUGUGGAUAUGUACAUGAAGUAUAUAUCGGAGAUUACAGGUGCAAGACCAUGCAACCAUAUUGUUUAAUAUAGACCUCUCCUAGCUGGCAUUGCAUUGCACAUGAAUGAACCAAAAAGAUUGGAUUGCAGAAAAAAAAGCUGAAGCGUAACUCAAUGUGACAGUGUUCUGUUGUGCAUAAUUCUAGGGAAUUGUGGUCGUGGGUGCCAAAACCUCAACAACAACACAAAAAAAAAACAAUCCAGAUUUUUGAUGGCUUCUGUGGUUUCGUGAGAGAUAAGGGAAACUUUGUAAGGCAGCCAAGUGAUGCACAACAACUUAGAAUGCUGAAACAUCUUCUUACUUCAGAAAAAUCUGGGUGAGGUUCCCAUUACAUGUGUUCAUGGAUCAUUCUGUAGUUGCAUGGUUCUUCAAAGGGCAGGGUAUUUAUUAGAAUUGUGGGGGGGAGGAAGUCAGGAUAAAAUGACUACUGUGAAUGGAGUGUCUUAUAAAGUAUAGGGAUUAGCUACAUACCGUUGGACUUGAGAAAAUUUUUGUAUUAGGAGUUUUGGGUCAAAAUGUUAUACAUUGUGUAUUAAAAUUUUGCAAUUCAACUUUAAAUUUUUUAAAGAUUUAAUAUUGCCAAAAGAUAUAUACAUGUAUAUGGAUUUUUUGAUUGAUUUAUUUUUUUUAUUUUUUUUUUGCAAAUUCAUUUAACAGCAAUACAUUGUUUAAAACUUGGAUAUGGCAUAAAAUAACCAGAAUCUGAAUUAUCUUCUCAGACUCAUUAUAGACUGCAUGAUUUUAACGACAGUCUUUUCUUGAAAGUUAUAUUAUUUAAAAGAAGUAUACAUGUAUUCGUUAUUGAUAAAAAAAAAAAACAACUCCUUUAUGCAGAUCAUUUAUGCAUGCCUGAGAGAUCUUUAAAUUAGAUAUGCUUAUUCAGUAACUUAUCUUACAACAACAUGGCACAAGUGGAUGAGGAAAGACAGGUAUGUUUUUUGAAUGAUGUCUACAAGUUGACCAUGGACACAUCAAACCUUUGUUGUCAUGUCAAAUUGUAGUUUUCACGUCAGUAGUUCGAUGAUGAGUUGUACAAUGUUUUCACAUCAGCAGUUAGAUGACAGCUUAUUAGGAAGCCGCUAUCUCUAUAUUAAAGAGAGUUUUCCAUCACCCGUCUCGUGGUGUGUCCCCUAUAAUGUGUUCAUGAGGUUAUGAAGGAGAUGAGAGUGAGUACAUUGUGGUACUACUACUCCAGUACUAAGUCUCUCCCAUGUGUAGGUCUCUCUUUGUGAAGGGCGUGAAUUUUGCCCUAGUUUUGUGACAUUCAGAUGGAUGGUUGAAACCAUGUGGUUCUUAUGAGGACUACAACAUGUGGUAAUGCUUGACUUUUAUGAAUUGCCCCUUCACAACAUGAAAAAUAAAUGACCAAAUUUAUUUUGUUAAUGUCUAAAGAAAGGAAUAGCAAUAAGCUUUAAAAAAACAAAAAAACUACACCACACAUUUCAAUAAGAAGCAGCUUUUUAUACCAUUACAAGUCUAGUCAUAGAAUGGAACCACAAGAAAUGCCAGAUUAAGCACCAUGGAAAGUUCAUGAUAUGUGCUUGUUGUAAUUGUAAAAGAAAGAAUUUUGAGGAAAUUGAGGCAGCAUAUAAAUUUUUUUCGUUUGAUAACAGAUUUUAGAUAAACGGAUAAAUGUAUGUUCAGUGUAGACUUGAAAGUUUCACUGCUGUUAAAUUGCAUGUUUGUUUCUCAGCAGGGAUUUGAGAUCAUGCCUGAUGUCCCUUUGCAGUUUAUAUAGAGGUGUGUGGAUAAAAACAUACAUAUUUGUGUAAACAGCUUUAUUGAACAGCUUGUGUGUGGACUGCAGUUUGAGUGGCCUUGAAUGUUUUCAGUGUUACGAUUACUGCACACACAAUCAAUGGGGUAUUGAUUUCUUGCUGUGUUUCAUUUUGAUCGUAUAGACACGGUAAACAACCGUUACUGCAUUCAUAGCUUCUUUUCGUGGAUGUCUCCACAUUGAGAAUCCAUAUUUCCUUUCUCCCUGUUCCACUGGGGAGGUUAUUUUUUGUGGAGGUGUUUUAGUGUUUUGUGGACAUUAUGCCGCAAUGUUAAGAGGCAGGUGGAGGAAUUAACACUGACAGAUUCUUUUGAUACUACCACACUCAUCCAUUAUUGAUGUUCUUUGGUGUCUUCCUUGGUCUUGGAUUUAAGAACGUCAGUCUUCCAGAGAAAACUGAAGGUGAUGCUCUAACUCUAUGUUAAGGCAGUCUGUUUACGAUGAUACACCCAAGGAUCUGCAAUGUAAUUCUGCCAAUAGAAGCAAGUGUCUACAUGAGCGUCGCAGGCGUGACCAGGAAAACGCCUAUUUUGAGGAGUUGGCGGAGCUGAUCUCGGCGAGUGUGACGGAUAUGAGCGCCCUCUCCGUGAAGCCCGAGAAGAGUGCUAUACUACAGGAAAGCUUAAACAAAAUUAAACAGCUAAAACAAGAGAAAGCAACGUCAGACGCUGUUCAGCAAAGUCAGGUGUCCUCAAGCAAGCCGUCUGUUCUCCCGACUGAAGUCCUUGGUCCGCUGCUUCUGGAGGCAUUGGAUGGUUUUCUGUUUGUUGUGAACAGUCAAGGGAAGAUCGAAUUUGUGUCUGACAAUAUCACCGAGUACUUACAGUAUUCUCAGGAUGAUUUGAUCGGGAAGAGCGUGUAUAACAUCAUACACAUUGGUGACCAUGAUCAAUUCAAUUACAGCCUGCUGCCCAUGUCUCUAGGGAGCGUGAUAUCAUGGCCGAGUGAUUCUACAAUAGCAAAAGGAAGAACAUUUAAUUGUCGCAUGCUCAUUAAACCCCCAUCAGAUGAUGAGAAUGAUGAUGUAGAAACCAAACAGACAUAUGUGUCGCAGUAUGAGAAUCUACAGAUAUCUGCCAUUUCACAGCCUGGGGAGAAGUUUUCUGAAGGUGCAGAAAACUCAGAAGGGCUGUCAUGCCUAGUGUGUAUUGCACGACGCCUUUCUUUCAACGAAAAGACAAAUACCAUGCUGGGAAUUGAACAGUUCACAACAAAACAAGAUAUCAAUGGAAAAAUAAUCUCUCACGAUACCAGUGGAAUUGUUCCCGGUCACUAUUCCUGCCCAGAUAUUACUGGUCAAAAUAUCCAAGAAUUUUGUCACGUAAAUGAUGUUCAGACUUUGUCAAAGCAUUUUCAAGAAGUGCUGAAGACAAAGAGCAAUACGAGUAGUGUGUACAGAUUUAAGUUACAGGACAAUCGGUACGUCUUUGUUCAGACUCGGAGUCAGCUUCACGAAUACAGUAACAAUGGAGAUCAACGUUUUAUCAUGUCCACCCACUCUAUUAUACGAGAAUGUGACUCAGACGUGGAGCUCAAAGGCUCUGCGUCCACAAGUUUAAUGAAAUCCAUUAUCGGCCAAUCGAACACUUUAGUGUCUAACAACCAAAGAGAACAGAACUCGGCCCGUGGAUUACCAAACAAUAUUUCUCCAAUGGCAGUGUUAAGUGCUAUUAAUCAACCUUUUCAGAACUCGUUAAGUCAGACCAUUGAGGACGUUGAUCAGUUUGAUUUGACGUCCCACAACUGGGACUUCUUAAGUGAAUCCACAUUUUCCGGGAAUUCGGGGCUAGGAGGGGCAAAUCCAGGUCCCCAUAAUAAUAACAAUAAUUUUUCCACGGGAAACUCAACCAACAUGAACAGUUGGAAUAACAUGCAGCCACAAGUGAAGAUGGGAAGUUCUCAACAACAGCACCUGGUGCGGAAUGUUUUAAACAUGCAGCCGCAACCAAACUCUGAUAAACAAAGGCAACUGUCACUCAAUUUUUCCCGAAGUAACUCUUUUGAUGGAGGAGGUCAGAAAAGCCCUGGCUUUGCUUCCAGCCCUAGCCCUAGAAGUAACCAGUAUGGUCCUUCAAGUCAGCGAAACAUGCAUGGUGCCAUGGGUUUCAACAGUCAGAGAAGCCCUGGGAGUAGUCUGGGACAGAACCCCCGUAUGUCCCCAGCUGCAGGGGGAAUGGGCUACCCCAUACAGAGAACCCCGCCUAUCUCCUCAGUGAGUCAGAAUUCCUGGGGUCGAAUGCAGCAUAGCAGUGGUCAGUUUUCAGCCCCUCAGACUCCCACUAGUAGCAUGAUGUCCCCUCCAUCUGAAGGCCAUCUACAAGCCCUACAGAACAUUGGGGGCGGUAUCAGUCCUUCUCCACGACGGUCCGGAGAAUUUACAUUUCCUUCAUCGUCUCGGCCGGGUAAAUUAAGCCAGCUGUUGUCUGGCAGCAACCCGAGUCCGGAUAUAUUUAAAAACACUUCUCUGGAGUCACUCCAUUCAUCAAACAAGGAACGAUCAAGCAGCGAAAGCUUGGUGACCAAAUCCCCAGCAGACAGCAUGCAUCAGUCGCCCCAGCCUGGGCCAGGCCAGAGUCCCCCAGAGAAACCGCAGAGUACAACAAAUACUGAUGACUCUGAUAAGGAAGCACAGAGGAAUGUGAUCCUGAAACAACUUCUCAGUACUGACGAUGAUGAGGAGGAGUGUAAUGAGGCAGCUCCCACGGAGGAUGGCUCACAAAACAAGGCAGAUAUGGACAAGAAUGAGGCAGAGCCAAAGAAACCAUCAAAUGCCCUGUUAAAGAAAUUACUCAGUGAUGAUGGGGAAAAGAAAAGAGAAGGAAAAGUACGAGAUCGUGCCAAGCAGACUUCUGGUGACCUGCUGCAGAUCCUUUUAAAUGAGGAAGAAAGUGGAUCCUCCCCAGUCAUAGCUACUGCUGAGAGUACUAGUCAUGAAAACGAUCUCUUCUCCCGCCAACGACAUCAAUCUGGGCCCCAGGAACCUCAGUCGACAACGCCAUCUACCUCUGUACUACCACCAGGAUUUCCUCCUCACCCCCAGGAGCACCGUCCAGCAUCAACAUCUGCUGUCACCUCAGCUAACAGUGAAGGUGGCAAGAAAACGGAUAUGAUUGGAGACAAGGCACUAAGCUCUAUACUGGAAUGUCUGUGGGAGAAAGGAGAUGCUGAUCCUCUCCAGAAACCCAACAGGAAGCGGAAAGCAUCCGGAGCAGACGGAAGUGUCGAUAGCACGGACAUGGAACUGGGCAUGCCCAGCCAACAACAAGUGAAGAUGGCAAAUAACUUCAGGAACAAGAAUGUGUUGCUUGCACAAUUAUUGUCAAAACGGACCCCAAAUGAAGCGGUGGUGAACACGGGGAGAUUGCUGGUGAACAGUGACCCAUGUGAAACACCCCAGCAUCGCCUCAGUGUGCACGAUAAACCGUUAAGUAUGAGACCCAUAGAUUCGAAACGAUUGUCUACCGAGAAAGAAAAGGAAAACCUCAAGGAUGGUAUACAAGGGUUUCAGAAUUCUAAUCAGUAUGGAAAUAUGGAUACCUCUAUGAAAACAAGUAUAGGAAACUUCAGUUGUGCAUCUAACAUAAACACAUCUGCAAGCACUAGUGUAUUCAAUGGAAUUAGUAUAUCAACUUCAAACUCUAAUGUUUCUUCGAUGUCUGGUGAGUAUGAUGAACUUCAGAAAAUACUGGGGAUGGGGUCCAACACUGUGAAUAGUGAACCUAUGACUAAUUCCACCUCGGGGAUGGAUGUUGAACCUUCAGGGACCCCUGACCCAUUGCUGGCAGAGAUUCUGAAGCAAGCAGCUGACCUGGAACAAGAACACAUACUACAGACAAGCAACAGCAUGCCCAAUCUGGGACCAGACAUGAGCUGUAUACCCCAGGGUGGAGGGGCCGAUUUAAACCCUGUACCGUCAUCCGAAGACCUUCAGCUGUUGACGCAGCUUGAACAGGUGAUUCAAGAUCCCAACUUUAACAUUGGGUCCAUUCCUGGACUGGAGCAGGAACCUCACCAGUCAGAUGAUAGGGCGGCCAUUAGGAGGAUUCAGAACGCACUGAUGAGUGAAGAUCCUUUUCCAGCAGUGUCAUCAAUGGGGCAGAUGAACAACAUGGGCCCUAACCUGUCCUCCCAGGCUGCCAUUCCACAACAAAACAGCUUUGGGAUGGUCAACAACCAGCAGCAUCCCCUGUCCAGUCCUAUGGGGAGCGGUGGAAUGGACAUGCAGUACCAGCAUAUGGCAAAGCAGCAGUCCCCUCUCCCUACUCAGACGGGGUCACGCUUCCCCCAGGGGGCUCCUAAAUUCCUCCCUCAAGGUCCUCGCCACUCCAAUCCACAAGGAGGACCCCUAAACAGUGCCUUACAGGGGGGAACUCCACAGCAGCAGAGGCCCAUGGGAUUCCCCUCAAUGGCCAGUCAGGUCAGGCAGUCUCUUCUCCAACAGCAGAAACUGAAACAGCUCCGAGAACGCCAGGCUGCUGAACAUCAAGAGAGACGAAGGCAAUUAAUGCAGCGGCAACUCAGCCAGCAGCAGUUCAACCAGAGGUUUCCUCCAAACAUGGAAAAUAGUUCCAUGCAGCCUUACACUGAGAGCUUGAAUGAUCUGUUAAACAGUGGAUCGGCCCCCAACGUCACCCUUCAGAGGAACCAGAUCCCCGGUCCCAUGUCGCCCAGGUUUAGUGGCCUUCAGCAUCAGCAACACCCUAAUCUCAGUCAGCUGAUCCGACCCGGACCCUCCACCCCAAACUCUCAAAUGUCACCACACUUUAAUCAGCAACCCCAGAACCAGUGGAACAUGAGGCAGCAACAGCAGCAGCCACAGCAACAGGCCAUGCAGAGCCCAAUCACCAGCAAUGUACCUAAGUCAAAUCCUCUGUUGAUGAAUCGUCACCGGUCAUUUUCUGGAGGGACGAUGACCAGUAAUAACCAGAGUGGUCACUUCCAGUUCCCUGACCAAAUGGGUAACACCGGACAGAUGGGCUUACUCCAACAACAGCAGCAGCAGUCGAUGAUGGCCCAGAACAGGAUAAUGCGACAGAUGAGUUUGCCCCCAGGUCAUGCUUCACCGAGGGGACCUGCUAGUCCGUUCGGUAACAGCCCUGAUCCUCUGUUGAUGUCCCCUCACUCCUCUAUAUCCCCUCGCCAGAACCCUCAGGUCAGCCAAGUUAGCCCACCAUUUAAUCAUGCCUCGUCAAUUGCCAGCUCAGUCCUGCCACCGUCGUCAAUGACAACCAGUCACCCUGGUAUGAUGAGUCAGCAGAACUCGGUGUUUCAAGAUUUCGACAUGCUGGACAGUAAACCCAUGCCCAUUCAGCAGAAAUCUACGUCACAGUAUGUGAAGGAGGAGCUAAGGAAUAUAUGUAAUGCACGAUCAGAAAAGCAGCUUCAGCAACAACAACAGCAACAGCAGCAACAACAACAACAGGGGAUGUCACAUUCCCUACCCCCACCCCCCUCCUCCCAGGCCCCUCCUACCACCCCCCAGCCACCAACCUCGUCUGAGUACAGUGAGCUCCCAAACUACAUUAUAGAGCAAAUUAGCGAGAUGCAGCAGGAGCAACAGGCAAAGUCAGACUUUAGUUUUGAUGAUUUCAAGGAAGACGAUGUUUUAGCCGUCAAACGACAGGAAGCCAAAGAAAUCUAUGAACAGUUUAGACAACUGUCAGAAAAAAAUGAAAUUGUAGUGCCAGAAAAUCCUGAAAUAAAGGCAACAGCUGUGUUCCGCUCACAACUCAUGAAUCCUCAAGCGGCUGGCAACAGUGCUCAUCUGGCUCUCCCCGAAGAUCUAGCUCGACUCAAACCCGAACAGGUGCAAGUGGUUGCCAAGGAACCUCGGGGAAAUAUCGAGGAUAUCAAGCCAGCAGACCAUAGCAAGAGCAGUCUUCUACAACAGCUGUUAUCUGAAUGACAUAGGGCCCACCCUGUAGGAGACUCACCAAAUGUGUAGAACUAAUUUCAGGGAUUACAAACCUUGGGUGCCUGUCAGGCACGUUAAAAAUGGCCAGUGUUAAAUGCCUGGAUCUCUUACGGAGGAUUGUCAUGGCAACAAGCCUGUGAUGAGAACACUAUGAUCUCAAUUUUAUUUGUUGGACCGCUACACCCGGAUUGGCAGAAUUUUUUUUUUUUUUUGUGUGGUGAAUUAUGAAGAGGCGCAAUUUAUUUCUGGAGAAACACUUGUUGCACAAAGUGCCUGCCAUAUUAAACAUCCAGAAAUUAACUAGCGAAUUUCUUCCAUAAACUACAUUGUAUAUUGACUGCAGUCCAAGAUCAGAGAUUUUUAAAAGACCUUCAUACAGAAAUGUUUUAAUAGAUUUAAUCUAUGUACAUUUGUCUGUGAGGAAAUGGCUGGUGAACUUUGACCUUUGGCCUGUAUAUUUUUGUAGAAUCUUUAAUGACUUCAUACCACAAGAUUGUUUUUCAUCAGAAAAACUGUCAGCCUCGUAGAGGAAGCGGAUCUAUUUUUAUCCACGAAGGUGGAUUGGGUUUUAUUUGACGGGUAACAUAAAAUUAUAGUCCCAUAUUGUUGUACGUGGGACUGGCGGACAUUUUGUUAAAGAGACACAGAUUUUAAUGUUGUUUUAUUCACAGUUAUAAACUUGUAUCCGUGUAAAUUCUACAUGCAUAAUGUUGACAGUAUCUACAGUUACAGAAUAUUGUUUUGACUUGUCGCAGUGAUAGCCAACACAAGAUAUAGAAAUAUAUAUUUGUUGACGUGAAAUGGACAUGUUGUGAACACUGCGUGAUGUACUUUGUUGAUAAUUGUAAGUACAAUGUGUACAUAUAUUUAGUGUACAGGAGAUUAGAUAGACUUGGUGAUGUGAUGGCAGAGGUCAGAAGAAAUGCUGGAAGUAAGGGCAAGAGUUGUCACCCUUUAUUUUCCUUUUUGGACUAGGGCCAGUGUAUUUGACCUUGAUCUUUUAACCUGGUGGUGUAAAUGCAUAUAACUAUAUUCAUUUUUUGUAAAUAUGUACAUGUUCAUUAUGUAUUGAAGUUGCAUCGCCUGAUGUUAUUCAUCGGAAAUAUUACUAUGGGAUUUCACUCUUAUUUUGAUGUUGUAUCGUUUCAUAUGUAGAAGUUAGUGUCAGAUGUGUAAAAUAUUUUUAUUACAAGGCAUAUUUUCACAUUUAAUUGGAGAAAUUUUGGUUGUAUGAAAAUUAAAUGUAUCAUUUUCACCCCCUCAGGUUUCCACAGGGAAACCCAUCCGACUAUUUAAACUAGACACCAGUGAUGUUAAACCCAAGGCCUUUUUCGUCUUUUUAUAGUUUUGUGUUCAUUGAAAGAAGUCAAAUUUUUAUUCUGAACCAAACAACUGGUAUCGCAAAUCUUAAGUGCAAUGUGGUCACUGUCCAUUUUUAAUACUUUUUGGGGGAGAAAUCAAGUGAACUUUUAUACAGGAAAUAAAUCUCGUUCCAUGUAAGAAUGGAAUAAUUUUGUGAACUGAAAUUUUGGAAAGAAUGAUGUUGAAUCUGUUUGAAAAGGACAGUUAUUUUUCUAAUAGUUGUGUGAAUUUUUAAAUCAAAAUGUUUGCAGUAGAAAAUAGAGAGAAGUCAGAUGAAUUUUUUUGAAACGGGUUGAUAUGAUUUGCUCAAUAUUUUUAAGAGUCCAUUGCGAUGAAUAUAAGGGUGACCUUUUUUAAGUUAACAUUGUUUUAUAAAGUUGUUGCGCAUGCACAAGAUUUCAUAGUUGGCAUUUCCUCAUAUCAUGACUUGUACUUGAUUUAUAGUAAGAAGAACGAUGGCCUUUCCUCGACAUCCCUCUUUAUGCACACUCGAUAAGUUGAGGUGACCUUUAUGCAUUAGGGUUCGCCCUUCAAUCUCUAGACUUUGGUGAUGCUAAUCAAUCAAAUCAAAUCCUUUUACGUGGAUAAUUCAAAACUGAGAAGACAAUGCUAGCUACAAGGUGACGUGACACCCGGUGAUAGAUACUUCUUAAUUAUUCCAGUUCAUUUCCAAGAAAGAUAGGUGACAUCAUCAUCCCCAUAGCUUAUAAGCCUAACUUAGUCUGAAACACUGAAGAAUUGGAAAAGUUUGCAUGCAUUUUCUUAUGCUAUUAAUUUGUCUUCUUAUUCCACUUUAGGAAACUAAGUACAUGAGAUACAAGUAUAUUCUACACUUGAAACAUAGUAAUUGGCUUCCAAUGUAUUUAGAGGAAAUCAUGAAUGGCAGUGAAUGUAAAAGGGUGUUAAGAAAACUUGCUCUCUUUUUUUUUUUUCCCCCACCAAUCUUUGUUUAGAAAAUAGAUAUAAUAUUCAUAAAGUAAAUAUAAUGGUCAGGUCUAGAAAUAAAUUUGUACAAUAUUCUUGUACUGAAAUUGAUACAGUAUUAAUGUUCAAGGAGUUCACUCUUCUGGUACAGAUAAGGGAAGACAAAGAAGUGGUGUCCACUUUACAACAGCAUGAUUAUUAUUGACACAGACUGUUGUGUAAUUAUUAAGAUCGUAGAAAUUAUUGCUAACCUCGGGAUUCUCUCAGACUGAAAUAUAAGUCACUCAGUUGAUUAAAACUUCAGGGUUUUUUUUUGGGGGGGGGGGGGGGGGGGGGGGCAUCUUAAUCUCAAAAGCAAUUUUCUUAACACCCUUUACAAUGUAGAAAAGAUAAAAGCCAAUUGUAUUUGUUGCUAAGAUGGUCCACAGUGCAGAAAGCUACUGGGAUAUAAUCUAUAUGUUUACAAAGAAAGGAAUACAAUAAUUUAUUUUUGCAAAGCAAUACUAAUAGAUUUGUCAACAUGAUCACUCCCGUUUUGUGAUAAGGUUUGGCUUUGAUAGGCAGAGAGACUGCGAGUAAAUUGCUUCCCUCAGAAAAAAAAGAGUUUUUUCAGGUAAUGAUGGGCUAUCUAAAGGUACCUCCAUUUUAUGGGUUUUUUAAAGAUGAGAUUUCACACAAAAGAUUGAUAGAUUCAUAUAUUUGAUAUGAAAAUAUUUUUAUAUCACUAAGACCUUUUGACUUCUUUUCAUUUUUAAUCUAUGUGAUAUUAUUGACAUGAUAAAAGAAUUAGUACAGAGAAAUUUCAUGACUUUGAGGAUUUUUAAAAAAAUUCCUUUUCAUCAGAUUUUUUUAUAAAGAAGGAAAUUGAGAAUGUUUCCCAUUUUAUUUUAUUUUUUUUUAACAGCUCUUGAAAUAUCUCUGUAUCUGAGAAUCAAUACCGCUGUUUGAAAAAAAAUGCAUUCAAUUUUAAGAACUGAAAAGAAAGCAAAAGAAGUGCUAUUGUAUGAUGUUUUUAGAAAUAUUCUAUUCUAUACAUUUUGACACGAUUUGUAUGUGUUUCACCUCCAGCUCCCGUGUUACCUCGACCCCGUUGGAAGGCAUGCCUUACCAGUCUAUGUACAGAGGUUAAUUGUUGAUUUGUUUGUGAUUUUUGGUGGGGUCCUCCCGGCUGUUGGACUCGACUAAUUUAGUUGUUUCUGUGUUAUAUGUCUGUUAAUCAUGAAAUAGUGUAACCCCAUCUUUAGAGGAUUGGAAGAAUCAGGAAUAUGACAUUAAAAAUCAACAUCAAAUAUUACA
Ostrea edulis (European flat oyster) is the source of this 17133-nucleotide messenger RNA. RefSeq lists its product as uncharacterized. The record is from RefSeq and is a predicted model, not a curated record. Bases 8056 to 13542 code for a protein of 1828 amino acids. Gene Ontology annotation, biological process: cellular response to hormone stimulus; positive regulation of transcription by RNA polymerase II. NCBI's taxonomy places the organism in Eukaryota, Metazoa, Mollusca, Bivalvia, Ostreida, Ostreidae. Gene Ontology annotation, cellular component: nucleus. Gene Ontology annotation, molecular function: nuclear receptor binding; protein dimerization activity. The transcript has 23 exons.